AGAAAAUGAAUUAAAAGGCUGUGGUACCAAUGAUGAAGAGGAGGAAGAAGGGGAACAAUUUGAUUUCGAUAGUGGCGAUGAAAUACCAGAAGCAGACAGACAAGCACUUGUGCCACCUGCUUCAGACUCUGGGAUUAAUGCAGAACAUGAAGACACUAACUCCACAGGGGAUGACAACAUAGGUAGAACUGAGAAAAUACAAACAACAGAAUCCCGUGCAGAUGGCGCUCCAACAAAAGUAAACCCGUAUUCAGUCAUAAAUAUUUCACCAAUCCAAGAAAAGGAUCAUUCCUCAUCACCAGAACCCAAUCCUCAAGAUGAAAAUGCAAGCCCUAACUUGUCUGGUGUAUAUUCUGUUCCGGUGCCCUGUGGCUAUGCUGUACCAUCCAAUUUACCACUGAUGCUGCCGGCAUAUUCCAGUCCUGUCAUAAUACGCAGUGUUUCUGUGGACGAAGAAGUGGGUAUGCAGUCAGUAACUGAAGAUGGCAAUAGUAAUUCCUUGAGCUCAGAGGAUCCCCCAAAUAGUGAAGAUAACCAGGUCAGUAAAGAAGAAGAUGCUCUAGCCAAAUGGGUUGCAGAUCCUGCAAACACAUCAUGGAUGGAAAACCCAGAUGAAGUAAUUUAUGACGAUGUGCCAAAAGAAGAUUCAGACACUGAACCAGAGGAAAUGAUUUAUGAUGAUGUUGAAAAUGGAGAUGAAGGUGGAAACAGCUCCCUAGAAUACGGAUGGAGUUCAAGUGAGUUUGAAAGCUAUGAAGAACAAAGUGACUCAGAGUGCAAAGAUGGAAUUCCCAGCUCCUUUUUGCGAGGCAACCACAAAAGACAUAUGCAAAAGCUGAUGAGGGCUGCCAGGGAAGGUACCAAAGAUGGCUACGAAAAGACUAAAGCAGCUGUGAAGAAAGGUCGGUCAUUCAUCAGAACCAAAUCCUUUAUUACCCACGAUAAUAAAGCAUCCUGUCUGGAAGAAGAGGAACUAAAUUUAUUUAUUGAUGUUGACUGUAUGCAUACAGAAGCAAUUAUGACUCCUAUGCCUGAAGGAUUAUCACAGCAACAGGUUGUGAGAAGAUAUAUUCUGGGCUCUGUGGUUGACAGUGAGAAGAAUUAUGUGGAUGCUCUCAAAAGAAUUCUGGAGCAAUAUGAGAAGCCUCUCUCAGAAAUGGAACCAAAGCUACUGAGUGAAAGAAAACUCAAAAUGGUCUUUUAUCGUAUUAAGGAGAUUCUUCAGUGCCAUUCAAUGUUUCAGAUAGCACUGGCCAGCCGUGUCUCUGAAUGGGAUUCUGUUGAAAUGAUUGGAGAUGUCUUUGUUGCUUCAUUUUCUAAAUCCAUGGUUCUAGAUGCAUACAGUGAGUAUGUAAAUAACUUCAGUACAGCAGUGGGGAUUCUCAAGAAAACAUGUGCCACGAAGCCUGCCUUUCUAGAUUUUUUAAAGCAAUGCCAGGAGUCGAGCCCUGAUCGAAUUACACUCUAUGGUUUAAUGAUGAAACCCAUACAACGCUUUCCACAGUUCAUUCUUCUGCUUCAGGAUAUGUUGAAAAAUACUACUAAAGGACAUCCUGACAGGCUGCCACUGCAGAUGGCUCUUACAGAGCUCGAAACAUUGGCAGAGAAAUUAAAUGAAAGGAAAAGAGAUGCAGAUCAGCGCUGUGAAAUAAAGCAGAUCGCAAAAGCCAUGAAUGAACGUUAUCUGAACAAGUUACUCAGCAGUGGAAACCGAUACCUAAUACGGACUGAUGAUAUGAUAGAAACAGUUUACAACGAGAAAGGAGAAAUUGUCAAAACCAAAGAACGACGACUCUUCAUGCUGAACGAUGUAUUGAUGUGUGCAACAGUGAGUGCACGCUCUUCAUAUGAAAGCAGUGGCAUCAUGGCAACUGGCCUAAGGUAUUUAUUAAAAUGGAGUGUGCCACUUGGACAAGUGGAAGUAAUAGAAUAUGGCAGCAGUGAAGGCCAAGGAGAGAACUGCAGAUUCCCACCUCAGCACUCAGCCGAGAAUGUCAUCGUUAAUGUUAAGCCAAUCAGUUUAUGUAUGUCUCCAAAGGUUACCAUGGAAACAAAUGUGGGCAACUUGAACCAGUCAGUGGCCCAUGACUGGACAUCAGGUUUACAAAAACUUAUAUUGAAAAAAGAAGAUGAAAUCAGAGCUGCGGAUCGCUGCAGAAUUCAGCUGCAGCUUCCAGGGAAGCAGGACAAGUCUGGGCGACCAACUUUCUUUACUGCAGUGUUCAAUACAUUUACUCCUGCUAUCAAACAGUCUUGGAUCACCAAUUUACAAAUGGCAAAGCUUGCUCUUGCAGAGGAGAACCUCCUGGGGUGGUUCUGUGUAGAAGACGAUGGGAAUCAGAUCAAAAAAGAGAAGCAUCCUCUCCUUGUUAGACACAUGCCAGUAACGGUGGCCAAACAACAGGAAUUUAAGAUUGAAUGUGCUACUUAUAAUCCUGACCCUUACCUCUGUAGCGAAACUGAGUCAGAUUCCUGUUCCACGGAGCAUGGUUUUCUGUGGAUUGGCAGUUGCACUAAUCAAAUGGGCCAAAUUGCAAUUGUUUCAUUUCAAAACUCCAGUCCCAAGGUUAUCGAGUGCUUCAAUGUGGAAUCACGCAUUCUCUGCAUGGUCUACAUUCCAGAGGAAGAGAAACAGAAAGAGUUAAAAGUGGCUCCAGAGUCUGAAAAUAUGGCUAUGAAAACCUUAAAAGUGCCUACUGUCUGCUUGGGCAUGGAGGAAGGAAGCAUUUCUAUUUACAAGAGUCAUCAAGGCUCCAAGAAAGUCCGACUUCAGCACUUCUUCACCCCAGAAAAAUCAACGGUCAUGAGCCUAACGUCUCUGUCGCAGUACUUGUUUGCUGGUCUGGUUAAUGGGAACAUUGCAAUCUACACAAAAGCAGAAGAUGGAGCCUGGAAUUCAGAACCCCAGAAAGUAGUGAAAUUAGGGGUUCUGCCAGUUAGAAGUCUACUCAUGAUGGAAGAUACCAUUUGGGCUGCGUCUGGUGGACAAAUUUUUAUAAUCAGUACUGAGACACAUACAGUAGAGCGCCAUUUUGAAGCUCAUCAAGAAGAAGGGAUGGUGAUCUCACACAUGGCUGUUGCAGGAGUGGGAAUCUGGAUUGCCUUCACAUCUGGAUCUACACUCCGCCUGUUCCACACUGAGACACUGAAACACCUCCAGGACAUUAACAUUGCCACUCCUGUUCACAAUAUGUUGUCAGGACAACAACGUGUUUCUGUGACCAGUCUGCUGGUGUGCCAUGGAUUAUUGUUAGUUGGAACAAAUCUGGGUAUUAUAGUAGCACUACCAGUGCCUCGUUUGCAAGGAAUUCCAAAAGUAACGGGAAGGGGAAUGGUAUCCUAUCAUGCACAUAAUGGCCCAGUCAAAUUCCUUGUAAUGGUUACAGCUGUAAACAAGAAAAACAAAAGCAAAUCAAGAAACAGUCUGCCUCCUAACUCCGAAUCUAAAGAAGAUGACCAAAAAAAUGUCCUGCACAAUGACAGACCAAGCUCUUCCCUAAGUAACACUCAUGACACGGCAGUGUGGCUAGGUGGUUCAGUAGGAUCCAUUGCACAAAGAAGUGACAUGUCUUCAUCUUCUGGGUCCCUAACAUUGUCUCAUGGGUCAAAUUCCCUAGAACGUAGGCCGGAGGACAGCACCAUUUAUGAGCUCUUGAAGGAUCAAAACAUCUCACUUAAAAAUAAAAGACAGCGAUCCAGGAAAAUGAAAGCAAGUUCAGUGUUAGUCAUCUCUGGAGGACAAGGACAUAGAAGGGUGAACAAGAAGUCCAAGCAGCAGCGACAGGAUGAACUGGUAUCUUCUGUGAUGGUUUGGCAGAUUCCGCUAUUAAACAUCUAAGUGACUAAAACCAUGUUAAACGGUGACUUUUUACAAAGUCAUUUGAUUUCAUUCCUAAACUCUACAUUUGUUAUGAUGCUUUGUCUUUUAAAGGGAUUUCUGAUGUAAUCUUACUACAGUGAAUACCAAGGACCAAACCCUGCAGCCAUUACUCAUGUGAGCAGUCCUGUUGAAGUCAAUUGGAUUGAUCACCUGGGUAAGGGCUGCAAGAUAGAUUCCUAACCUAUUUAGAACAUCCUACCUUAUUACAAUAUUGAAAAUAUUUAGCUGCUGCUGAGGGCUCUGCUACUUAAAAUAUUGGGGAUAUAUCAGACCCUUUUAAAUGGUUUUAGAAUCUCCACUUUAUUUAUAUUCAAGUUUAUAUCUGUCAUUAUUAUGAUUCGUAGCACUUAGGAGAGGCAGGGAAGAUAUACCAUUUCACAUGCUGUUUUUUGCUUUCUUAAGUCAGCACUUUUUUCAAAAGUGAUUCUUGCAUGUACUGUGCAUUUUAAAAAAGUAGCAAAUAUUUUGAGCAAUAAAUAUACUAAUAAAGGAUAACAGGUUAAUUCAGUAAUCACUAUAUAAUAUAAUUCAACAAGAAAGUGUAUGGGUUCGACCAAAAAAAUUAACCGUCAGAUAGGCUAAUUGUUUUUGUAUCUUUCAAAGCAAAAAUACAUUGUUAAUUUCUAAUGCUCAAUAUUAUUAAAAAACAAUGCUGGAGGGGAAAAAAAGUGUGUUAACAGCAUUGGAAGAUGUGAUAUCUAUCUAUAUUGUUUACCUUUACUCCUUAGUGGAGGCCCUUGCACAUGAUGAUUUGGGACAAAUAGAAAAUACAAUACAGGUUGAAGAUACAAAAUAGAUGUGCAUUCUAACUAACUUCUUGGUGCCAGUGUUGGCAGUGCAUUCUGUUUCUGGCAGUGGGGUGUACUUCUAGCAUCACGGGUAUGUAGAAAAUCUGUGUGCCAUUUUUAACAAUACAUACAUUUUCAUUCUAUGAUAGCAGUGAAGCAAUUAAAACAUGAAGAGGUACAUGGUUACACAGUGAAUAAAUGCAGGGAAUUAAUACUGAGUAUAAGACCAUCUGAAUAUAUCAAUAUCUACAGGAAGCGCACAUAGUAAUGCAGGCAUUCAUCUGAAAUCAAUUAAUGUGCACUUUAGGCAUGACUACAGGCUAAAAUCCACUACGUAAUGUCGGUACAUAGAAGUGUGCUCUAGUGCUCAUCUGCAAGCAGCAGGGACAUGGCCAUCUCUCAGCAGUAGUCACCCCCCCUAAGCCUGCCAGAAUUUCAGAUAAAUAGCUUCUUUCCCUAAAAUGAAUACCGUACGGUAAAGACAGAGCCAGAUUCUCUGCUGCACCCAGUCUUUGCUGAUGGUCACGGGGCAAGGAAGGUUCAAAUGGAUUAACUGGGGGUUUCUCUAGACUACAUCAGCUGGUAACUAACCCCAAGAGACUGUCCACCAGCUGAGAAUGUCUGGAUCUUUGGCCACCUGCCCAUCCACCUUUCUGGCAUAUCCUGUCUCACCCCCCUUCCAUGUCCAGGGCCAGCGUGGAAGAGAACUAUUCUGGGGGAAUUCUCAACUAGAAAGAUCCAGGCAUUUUCCAGCCAGUUUAUGCCACUCCGGUAGUGCUAAGGGGCCAAACUGCAAGAGGGAACCUGGCCAUAUAUUCUCAUUUAACAAGUAGAAUUGUAUGUUGCCUCAUUAAGUUAGAGUGCAGUGGGAAUUUUAUUAGAAUUUAGGGUGCUAUAGGUCAAAUUACUUUAUGGGAGGGAGUAGCCACCUCAUUGGGUGUGAGAAUGAAACAAAGCCUCCAGUUCAGAAAAGGACUGUACUGAAGCAUGUUUGUCUUGAAUACGGAUGCUUUCCUGAACUAGGGUCUAACUAGGGGAUAGCCUGAGUACUAGAAAACAUAAAAGAGGCCAGGUAAAUCUAUGCCUAUCAAGCUUCAUUUGGAUGUGGUAAACUCUACAGUGCAUGACCAUCAACAGAAUGUAAGAGCAUAGAAUAUGAGCAAAACAUUUCCUAAAGCAGAAUAAAUGGCAAAUGUUUGCAUUGGCUAGAGUCAAGUAAACAACAUAAGGUUUUGAUUACCUAAAUAAAGUGCAUAUACUUUGGGACUAUUUUUAUUCCAGCUUGGAAAAAAGGUUUCCACAUAUUUCAAAUGAUGUCCGUCACCUCUGAUAUAAACUGCUUAAUCUCACCAAGCAGUCAGAUCUGUGUGGGCAGACCCUUGUGGCAGCGCAGAAUCCCACUGACUUCAGUGGAAUUCUCCACAAGCAUAAAAAUCCACCUGUGCAGAUCUGACUGCAGGGUCAGGGCCUAAAUUCUUAUUCUAUGCCCAUUGCCAAGGUAUCUGAUUGUUUCAUUGGGUGUUGUCCCUUGCUUACUUUAUUAAAGUAUUAAAUUUUGAUUAAAAUUUAACUUCAGGAUAAAAAACAAAUGUUGACUGGCUUUUAUUCAUAAACUAUAUGUAACCCUUGUCCUUCUGCUUCUCUGCAAAGAGAAGAAACCAGUUCUGAUUCCGCACGGUGCCCAUGUUUGGAAUUCUAUUGCCAGGCGUGUCUGGCAUGAAGGAUUGCACCCACAGUUACACAGCUCUUUAUUAUUGGUAACAGUGGGCUGAGUCCACAAGCCCCCGCCAUGUUGAACUGGAAUUCCAUGCAUGGAAGAUUUGCAGGAUCCGCUACUACAGAUACACAACUAUCUAUUUUAACAUUUUAGGAGACAAACCUCCUUAUAUUCUAGCCAAAAUAUACUUUUCUUUUAUUUAUAAACAGUAGAAACACAGCACAGUCAUGCUCCUAUGAAAGUCAAUGGGAGUUUUGCUACUGACUUCAAUAGUAACAGGACUGGGCCCAUGAUUUAUCUUUCUUUAAUUAUAACUUUUUGCAACUAAGCACUAUAUAAGCAUUACUAGGAUAUGAGGCAAAGAGAAGCUUUAGAGCAUGUUAUAAAACUAUACAUCAAAGUUCUAGCCAGUGAUCAAACUCAAUGUCCAAUGUUUGCUUUGUGAUAUACUGCUAACUUGUAUUACAUUAACACCAAAAGCAAGCCAAAGGUACUUUUACAGUCGAUAAGAAAACUUGAUAGAUACAUUUGACUGUGUUGCUAGGUAGGUCAGAUUUGGCUUCUAAUGUCACUUUAAGAUGUGGAAAAAACUUAAGAGGAAAGGGGAAAUAGUGUAACCACUACAAUACGUUACAUGUUAUAUUUUUAACAAAUAAUAUCUAUGUUAUAGUGUGAGCCAUAACUGUGUAUUUGUGUCCAAAGUAAACUCAGCAAAAUGUUUGUUUAAAAAAAAACUGUGAAUAAAAAAA
Messenger RNA from Terrapene triunguis (Three-toed box turtle), 7134 nucleotides. It is a transcript of the gene ARHGEF10, whose product is annotated as Rho guanine nucleotide exchange factor 10. Gene Ontology annotation, cellular component: centrosome. The record is from RefSeq and is a predicted model, not a curated record. Bases 401 to 3838 code for a protein of 1145 amino acids. Gene Ontology annotation, biological process: positive regulation of stress fiber assembly; actin cytoskeleton organization; mitotic spindle assembly. NCBI's taxonomy places the organism in Eukaryota, Metazoa, Chordata, Testudines, Emydidae. Gene Ontology annotation, molecular function: protein binding; guanyl-nucleotide exchange factor activity. The transcript is spliced from 26 exons.